Messenger RNA from Cuscuta campestris, 1028 nucleotides. Lineage: Eukaryota; Viridiplantae; Streptophyta; Magnoliopsida; Solanales; Convolvulaceae. The record is from the annotation of a GenBank genome assembly.
AGUACAAACGGCUGUCUCUACUCUCACAAAUGUUUAAACAUCUAGGGUUAUAUUUGUCGUCGUCAAGAUUAAUAAUGGACUACUCCUAGGGGCUUUCUCUUCAAAACCCGACAACCAUGUGUUAUUCACAUCUAGGCUGGUUGCUUUUGUUGGAACCUCUGCGCGCCGUUCAUCUCUACAACCCGUUUACCCGGGACAUCAUCAGUUGCAACCGUAGCUAUGGGGAGGGGGUUGAGGAGAGCAUGUUUUUCUAUUCAAAGUCAUCUGCUAUUACUACUUCUAAUGGCGAUUGUCCAAUCAUUAGCGUUGGUUUCUUCGAGGAGGAGAAAGUUAUGGUUAAAGUGAUCAACCUCCGCCCUGGGGAUGAAUGUGCGAGGCGUAUUGUUGUGGAAAGCAAUAGGGCUUUCAAGGCACCUGCACUGACAAGCCCGGUUUUGGUUCAAGGUGUGAUCUAUUACUUAGACCAGAAAGGACAUCUGGGAAGGUUUAGAGUAACACAUUCGUCAGUGGGAAACAAAUGGAGCUUUGAAGUUCUUGACAAGCCCCAAUGCCCGGAUGGGCUUAUUGAUUCUUCAUAUCACAACUACUUGGUGGAGUGCGGCGGGGAGCUGAUUUCGGUGUUUGUUGGGCGUUUGGGUAAAUGGGUUUCGGUUUACAGGCUGAAUGGUGACGAAGAGGCUUGGGAAACGGUCGCGGAUUUGGGCGGGUACGACUUGUACCUCAGCCCAUCUUCAUCCUUGUCUGUUUUGACAAAGACAAGAGGGAACAGAAUCUAUGGCCAUUGGCUUUGUGGUUCUGAAAUUGCGUUCUUCUCUCUGGACACAGGCAAAUGGCAUUUCUCAGGGAGCGGAGAUUCAUCGUGUGAUCUUUACGGUACGAGAAUGCACCUAAACUCCUCUUGGGUUAUGCCCACUUGGUAGUUUAUUUAUUUAUAUGCAUACACAUAGUAACUUUGGGGGUGUUCAUUGCACACAUUCUUAUUGAAUUUGUUUACAUCACAGUGACAUUAAUAAUGAGGGUCUGUUUGU